GUCCGGAGAGAGCGGAUAUAGUGAAUGCGGGGUCCAGGGAGAGCGGAUUUAGUGAAUGCAGGGUCCUGGGAGAGCAGAUAUAGUGAAUGCUGGGUCCGGGGAGAGCGGAUAUAGUGAAUGCAGGGUCCGGCGAGAGCAGAUAUAGUGAAUGCGGGGUCCAGGGAGAGCGGAUAUAGUGAAUGCGGGGUCCGGGAAGAGCUGAUAUAGUGAAUGCAGGGUCUGGGGAGACUGGAUGUAGUGAAUGCCGGGUCUGGGGAGAGCGGAUAUAAUGAAUGCAGGGUCCAGGGAGAGCGGAUAUAGGGGCUCAGUGGAAAGGGAACUACCUACAGGCAGAGGUGCUGGAAAGGAGGAUCACUUAACCUUGGUAGUCCCCUUAAAGAGGACCAUCUGUGAAGCAGGG
Messenger RNA from Staurois parvus, 400 nucleotides. NCBI's taxonomy places the organism in Eukaryota, Metazoa, Chordata, Amphibia, Anura, Ranidae. The record is from the annotation of a GenBank genome assembly.